UAAGCUAUAACUUGUUAUAAACACCAAUUUCUUCACAAUGAUUCAACCCACAGCAAACAAUCCAUUUAUAGAAUCUUGAUAUUUCCAUUUUAACUCUCAAAAAACUUUGGAUUAAUUCAUUAAUUCCAAUUCUAAAACAUGGAAAACAAUAGCCCAAAAGUAGAGAUGAUGAAGCCAGUGUUCCUCAAAGCUGGAAUCCCACUAGCCAUCACUUUAGCUGGUUACAUAAUUGCCAAAAUCACAACAAAAAAAUUCUCAAAUUCUCAAAUUUCACCAAUUCAAGAAAUUCCUCAUGAAGUCUCAACAAGAAAUGAAAGUGGUCAUCAAAAUCUUGAAAAUUCAGAAUCUUUUUCUUGUAUAGAAGCUGAUGAUGAUGAUGAUGAUAUUUGUUCUACAAAUACCCUUCAUAGAGAUUCAUCAGAAAGUUUUGAUCAAAAAUGUAAAUUUCAAGAAAAUCUUCAUGGGGUUUCAAGAAAUGAAAGUGGUCAUCAAAAUCUUGAAAAUUCAGAAUCUUUAUCUUGUAUUGUAGCUCAUGUUGAUGAUCAGUCUUCUACACAUACCCUUUAUAGAAAUUCAUCAGAAAGCUUUGAUCUUUUUCAGGAUAAAUGUAAAUUUCAAGACAUUGAGGCAAAGUUUCAACAGUAUACACACUUGAAAGAGCAAGAAAUUGCACUUAUGGACAUGCAAAACAAGUUGUUAUUAGAGAUCAAUAAAAUAGAUUUCCUUAGUAAAGAAAUUACACUAAUGGAAGCAGAGAGCCAAAGAUUUCAUAACAUGGUAAUUGAGUAUUUGAGAAUUAUGGAACUUCUUGAUUUGUCAAAAUCAGAAAAUAGUUUGCUUCACAGAAGAGUUAAGAAGCUUUUGAAGAAGAUUAAAGAAUAUUCAAGAGUUGUGAAGGAACAGAACAUUCAACUUGAAGCUAAGGAAACUGAAAUUUCAAGAAAUCAAGAAGGGCUAGAAAUGAAACAUCAUGUCAUCGAAGAAAUGGAACUAGAAAUUAAGGAGCUGAAAAUGGCUAUUGAGCAAUUACAAAUGGAGAAGGUUGGAUUACUAAGCAAGCUGGAAUUGGCAGAAAAUUCAAAUGAAUCAAAGAAUGAUGGGGAAGUGGUAACUGUAGAAGAUUACAAAGAAUUGGUAAAUGAACUUGGGCAAUUGCGGCAGGACAAAGCUGCUGAAGACAGAGAACUUAUAUACCUAAGGUGGUGCAAUGCAUGUUUAAGACAUGAAUUAAUGAGAAGAAAUCAAGAACAAAUGGAACAAGUGAAAAAUCAUCAAGAAAAUAGAGAAAUUGUUGAAGAAUUUGUACCACAAGCGAAAGAGUUAAUUAUGAGGAGGAGUUUAUCAGUGGGGCACAAUGAAUCUUGUUCAAGUUCACCUAUUAAUGGAGGCAAUUCAAAUGAUCAUUCAAAAAGGAAAAAACUAAUGCAAAAGUUCAAGAAAUGGGUAGAGGGAAGUGAUAAAAUGAAACAAGAAGCAAAUUGCUUUAAAAGGCAUUCUGUUUCUGAUCAUACUGAGGAUUUAAAUAUGCUUCCUGCAAGAAAGUCAUGCUAGUGCCUAAUUAUUUGUGUAUUUUGUAAUUUCUUCAUAUUUGUCUGCCUACAUUGUGGAGAUUACAUUAACAUAUGGAUAUGACACAAAACUAAUUGACUCA
Lycium barbarum (goji berry) is the source of this 1651-nucleotide messenger RNA. Its product is annotated as protein CHUP1, chloroplastic. The transcript is spliced from 2 exons. Bases 139 to 1551 code for a protein of 470 amino acids. Gene Ontology annotation, biological process: chloroplast organization. Gene Ontology annotation, cellular component: chloroplast outer membrane. Lineage: Eukaryota; Viridiplantae; Streptophyta; Magnoliopsida; Solanales; Solanaceae. The record is from RefSeq and is a predicted model, not a curated record.